UUAAAAUUACCAAUCAAUACUGCAAAUGUCCUGUAUCUCUUUGACCCUCUCUUGUUUUGAUAUCUGAGUUCUCUUUUCCUUUUCGUGUUUUCCUUCUAUUCUGUCUGAUUCCAAAUCUUUUUCCUUGUGCUUGAGAAUGGCAGAAGCUGCUGUGACUGCUGUUAUAGAAGUUGUAAAGUGCUUAAUUGGUCCGAUCGGGCGUCAGUUUAUGUACUUGUACAACUACAAAACCAACUUUGACAAUCUUGAAAAAAAAGCUGGAAAGCUGAAGAAUGCUAGAGAUGAGGUGAAGACUAGGGUUGUUGCUGCUGAAAAUAACGUGGAAAAGAUCAAACCGAAUGUUAAGGACUGGCAGGGCGAUGUGGAUUCCAUCAUCGAAGAAACAGACAAGUUGAUUCAAGAGAAAUCAAACAGCCGAUGUUUCAACUUGAUCUCUUGCUACAAAAAUAGCAGGACAGCAUGGAAAAGGAUGAACGCUGUAACUGAACUUCUGCAGGAAAAAGAAACAUUUGCUGAAGUUUCUCUUCCAACCACUCACGAAGUCAUUCGGCUCACUAACAAAGAUUAUGAGGAAUUUGAAUCAAGAAGGUCAGUUUUCAACGAUGUGCUGAAGUCAUUAGAUGAUCCUGAGGUUGGAAUUAUUGGGGUUUAUGGAAUGGGUGGAAUUGGUAAAACCACACUGGUCAAAGAAGUUGGUCAUCAAGCCAAGAAAGACCAGAUCUUGGAUGAGGUGGUUUUCGUAGAGGUAUCUGUUAAAACAGGUACUAAAAAGAUUCAAGAUGAACUUGCGACUCAGUUAGGCGUGAAAUUUUAUGAACCUGCGAAUCAAUUAAGUGUGAAAUCCGAUGAACCUGAGAAUCAGUUAGGCGUGAAAUUUGAUACGGAGGCUGAACGAGCGAGCAAGUUGUAUGCGAGACUGAAGAAUGAGAAGAAAGUGCUUGUAAUUUUAGAUAAUAUAUGGGAAAGAUUAGAUUUGGAGGCUCUCGGUAUUCCUUGUGGAGAUGACCGUGGAGGAUGUAAAUUAUUGCUGACAGCAAGAGAUCUUAAUGUAUUAUGGAGUAUGGAUUCUAAGAAUAACUUAUGGAUGGGUGUCUUAAAGGAAGAAGAAGCUUGGAGCUUAUUUAAGAAGAUGGCAGGUGAUGUGGUUGAUCAAACAGAUAAUCUGAAUUCUCUGCCGAAUGAUGUAUGCAACGAAUGUCAGGGUUUGCCAAUUGUCAUUACUACUAUAGCAAGAGCAUUAAGAAACAUGAGACUUCAAUCUCAAUGGAAAGAUGCCCUGCGUAAACUAAGGAAUCCUUCUCCAACAAAGUUUGUAGCCUUGCUAGAAGAAGAAUAUAAAAAUAUAGCAUUGAGUUACGAGUAUCUAAAAAGUGACGAGCACAAGAAAACUUUGCUAAUUUGUAGCCUAAUGGUAAAUGAUACUACCAUUUCAGACUUGUUCAAACUCAUUAUGGGUUUAGAUAUACUAGAAGAAGCUAACCUUACUAUGGAAGAAGCACGAAAUAAGCUAGAAAGUCUUGUCUGUGAACUCAAGGAUUCUUGUUUGUUGCUUGAUGGUUCAACCAGGGAAAAGUUUUCCAUGCAUGAUGCUGUUCGUUCAAUUGCCAUUACAAUUGCAUAUAGUAAUCAUCAUGUAUUUACAGAGCGAAAUGUCAUGGCGAGGGAAUGGUCAAACGAAGAACUGAAAAAAUGCACUCAAAUCUCACUUGGUGAUUGUAAUAUGAAUAGUGAUAUUUGGCCUCAAGAUUUGGAUUGUCCAAAACUUGAAUUUUUCAGUAUGAGGAUAAAGGGUUCCUUUGAAAUCGCUGAUAAUUUUUUUGAGCCGAUGGGAAACCUCAAGGUUCUAAGUUUGAAGGCAUCGUCCCUGCCAACAUCUCUUGCUUCUCUCAUAAAUCUUCAAACGUUAUGCUUGGAUUAUGGCAGAUUUGCAGAUAUAAAAAUCAUUGGAGAGUUGAGAGAACUAAAGAUUCUUAGCUUGCGAAGUUGUAAGAUUGAACAAUUGGCUGAAGAAAUAAGUAAAUUGACGCAAUUGAGGUUAUUAGAUUUAACUGAUUGUUGGAUAUUAAGCGUUAUGGUACCGAAUGUUUUAUCAAGCUUAUCCCAAUUGGAAGAGUUGUAUAUGAGCAGACUCUAUAUUUCAUUGAAUCUUGAAAUACCUAAGUUGCAACAUUUGUCUCAAUUGACAACUUUAGAAAUAGAUGUUUCAGAUGAUCAAAUUUUGCCAGAAGACUUCUUCGCCAAAAAGUUGGAAAGGUACAAAAUAUCAAUUGGAAAUGGGGCUACUUAUUUUGGUAGGUCCUGCACAUAUGGUGACAGGAAAAGCAUGUUUCUUGAAAGCUAUUCCAGAAAUAGGCCUGCUGCAUUAACAAUGCUGAAACUAAAUCUUAAUUCUUUCAUCUGGCAAGAGGAAUUGCAGUUGUUAUCGAAUGUUGAAUUCUUAUGCUUAGAGAAAUUGCAGGGUAUCAAAAAUGAUCUCUCUGAAUUAGACAAGAACGGUUUUUCUCAAUUAAAAUAUCUCUCUGUCCAUGAUAAUCCAAACAUCUUGUGCAUUGUUGACUCAACAAAGUGCAUAUCUCAUGAUGUCUUUCCACACCUGGGGUCUCUGAUUAUUUUCAACUUGAUUAACUUGGAAAAGAUAUGUUAUGGUCUACCCUCAACAAAGUCUUUCUACUACUUAAAAUUUAUAGAAGUGAAAAGCUGUGAUAAGUUGGAAAAUAUCUUCUCAUUCUUCGAUGCUAGCAGAAGCCUUCCACAACUUCAAUUAAUUAAGGUGGAAGAUUGCAAGAAUUUGACUGAGAUUUUUGCUGUUGAAAGUAAAAAUAGAGUAGACAAGAAUGAGGUAAUUGAUAAGAUUGAAUCUUGUCAAUUACGCUUCUUGACUUUGAUUAAUCUUCCAAGGAUUGCAAGUUUCUACUCAAAUGCAAAUAAAGUUUCAACAUUGCAAAAGACACCGAAAAAAUUGACAAUUAAUUUGGAGUCCAAUGAUAUCAAUUCGGAGGAUGAGGAAAUUGAUACUGUCAUACCAUUUUUUAACCAAAAGGUUGUUUUUCCUUAUUUGGAAGAAUUAGAGCUUGGAGCAACUAAUUUUGAGAAGAUUUGGGACAACAAACUUCCAACAACCUCUCGUUGCUAUCAGGAUUUGAAAAAAUUGAUUGUGGAUGGCUGUCAAAAACUAAAAUUUGUAUUUCCAUCAUCUAUAAUCAAAAGCUUUGAGCAGCUUCAACACCUUGAGAUAAGUUAUUGUAAGGAAUUAAAGGAGAUUGUUGCCAAAGAAGAAAUAGAGGGUACUACUACAUUUAUCUUUCCGAGGGUAGCCUUUUUGAAACUCAAAAAAUUGCCAAAGCUUACAGCUUUCUACCAUGGUAGACACAUUUCAAAGUGGCCCAUGUUAAAGGAGUUGAAGGUGGUUAAUUGUGACAAACUAGACAUGUUUACUUCUGAAUAUAAGGUUGAUGUCCCCAAUUUGGAGAUCUUAGAACUGCGUUCAGUCAAUUGUGAAAUACUCUGGGAUAGUCAACUUGUGGCAAUUUCUUCUUGCUAUCAAAACUUGACACGCGUGAUCCUAGAUGGUUGUGAAAAACUAAAAUAUGUAUUUUUAUCAUCCAUGGUGAAAAGCUUUGAGCGGCUUGAACACAUUGAGAUAUGCAAUUGUAGUGUUUUGAAGGAGAUUAUUUCAAAAGGAGUGGAAGCAAGCAAGACAUUUGUAUUUCCACGAGUAACCUUCCUAAAAUUGGAGAAUUUGCCCGAACUUGCAACUUUCUAUCCUGGAGUACACACUUCUGAAUGGCCUAUGUUAAAGGAGUUGGAGGUGUGUAAUUGUGACAAAAUAAAAAUAUUCACUUCAGAAUAUAUGAGCUUCCAUGAUAAUAAUGAGGGUCAACAUGAUAUUUGGGAGAAACAAUCCCUCUUCUCGGUGGAAAAGAUUGACCUCAAAUUGGAGAAAUUUACCCUAAGCAGAGUGGAUGACAUGAUAACAUUGCUGCAUCAGUUUCCAGAAAACUUUGGUAGAUGUACAAUUGAGAUCAAACAGGAUAAAUCUAUCAAUAUUUCAGUUGGCAUCCUUCAGAGAUCGGUUAAGCUGGAAAACCUCACACUGAGUGACUGUUCAUAUGAAGAGAUAUUUACAAGUGGAGAGGAUGAGAAACAUACAAAGAUCUUGAUACAAAUAAAAAGUUUGGAGUUGCAUAAUCUUUCUGAUGCAAAGCACCUUUGGGGAAAAGGCUUCAAACUAGACUCUCUUCUUCAAAAUCUUGAAGUUCUAGAAGUCAAUAAUUGUCAUAGAAUGAUAAAUGUUCUGCCAUCCUCAGAAUCUUUUGAGAAUCUAACAGUUCUGGAUGUAUGGGAGUGUUAUGGAUUGAUGAACUUACUCACACCUUCAAUGGCAAAAAAAUUGGUGCAGUUGAGAGAAAUUAAAAUUCAAAGGUGCAGAAUAAUGACAGAAAUAGUAUCAAAUAAGACAGGUGUAACAGAAGAAGAUGAAAUUGUUUUUGGCAACCUGAAGUUGUUGUCACUUAAAUACUUAGAAAGUCUCACAUGUUUCUGCUCUGGGAAUUAUGCAUUGAAAUUCCCAUUUUUGAAAGAAUUGAUUGUGUGUGAUUGUCCUCAGAUGAAGACUUUCUCUGUAGGAGACUUAAACACACCAAGUUUACAGGAAGUUCAACGUAAUAGGUGGGAUAUAUACAAAUGGGCUUGCGAGGAUGACCUAAAUGCAAUUAUACAACGAUGGUACGAAAGAGAGAUUAACGCAGAGUUGGAGGAAUUGACACUAAGUGGAAAAGACGUCGCACUUAUAUGGCAAGAUGAGCUUCUAGAACGUCAGUUUUCCAAAGUAAAAAUUUUUAAGAUCAUUAAAGAUGAAUCAUCUGACAUUCCAAUUGGAAUCCUUCAGAGAUUUAACAAUCUCAAAGAACUUAUAUUGCAAUCGAGUUCAUAUAAAGAGAUGCUCUCAUGUGAAAAAGACGAGAAACGUGUAAGCAUGCUAACACAAAUAAAGAAACUAGAGCUAUCUGGGCUGUUCAAUUUGGAGUACAUGUGGAAAGAAAAAUCUCAUCUGGACUCAAUUCUUCAAAAUCUUGAAAUGUUGGAUGUAAAUUUUUGCCACAAUUUGAUUAGUAUAGUGCCAUCUUCAGCAACGUUUGAAAAUCUCAUAACUCUAGAAGUAUGCUACUGUGAUAGAUUGAUAAACUUAGUAUCAGCUUCAACAGCCAAAAGUCUGGUGCGACUCGAACAACUGCAUUUGUCACAAUGUAAAAUGAUGGUAGAAGUAGUAUCAAGUGAGGGGGGUACAAAAGCUGAGGAAAUUGUUUUUGACAAAUUAAAGCUGUUGUUGCUUGAUAAUUUAAAAAGUCUCAGAAGCUUCAGCUCCGGGAAUUAUGUCUUCAAAUUUCCAGCUUUGGAAGAAUUGAAAAUUUGCAAAUGCCCCAAUCUGGAUUUGAAGACUUUCUUUGAAGGAGUCUCAAGUGAACUAAGUUUACGAAAAGGACAACAAAAAUUAGUUGUCAAACGUAGUUAUUUGGAGUAUCACCCUACUGAUUAUAGUGUUUUGCAGAAUCACCUUGAUCCUUGGGGGUGUGAGCCUAAUGCUUAUUGUUUUUCGGCGGAGGACCCUCGUGCUUGUAACGUUAUGUGAUAUAAAGGUCUUGGCUAGCCUUGGCUUGUGUCUUGGGUUGUCCUUCUUGUCGAGAAGGAUGAGUGUAGUUGAAAGACCACCAGAUCCUAUCUUUCCUAGUUAAUGUCAAAAAGGAGAAACAAAUACAACUGAAUAUUCAGAGUUCUGGAAGGAUACAGAGCAAACUUUAAUGAAAUCUCUGGAAUAAGGCUCUUUUGUUUGUGGUUUGUAAGGCAUUAUUCCGGCUCAAGUUUCUUGUGUUGAGGCCCAAAGGAGCCAAUACAGAAAGCAGCCCAGGGGGUAUGGAUAAUAGCCCAGCUGAGAGCAAAAGUAAAGACCAAAUGGAUGAGGGCAGUUUGGACAGUGCACCCAGGCAGCUGAAAUUAGUUGAAGCCUCUUUUCUAGAAUUCAGAGAGGAGUCUUCAGUGGUGGGGUCCAUUGACGGUUAGGAGGCGGCACAUAUAAUGGGAAAAGCAUGGAUGAGGAGCAGAUUAUUAUGGAUGUUAUUUUUUAGUAGCUGAGCAGAUUUGGAGAGGGCUGGCUCUCGGAACCCAGCAUCCCUUUAGUUUAUUUUCAUUGUUUGUUAUUGUUUUUGUUGUUGCUUUGUGGAGGUACUUGUUGGUUUUGCUGUUGAACUUAUCAUUGAAGAUUGGGCAAGUUACUGAAAUUAUUGUUUCAUCAUGGACAUGGAAUGAAUUAGUAAACUCUGCUUGAUUUUUACUCAAUAGAAAUCUUUUCACUUACAUUUAUGUGUUACAUGCAAAUGAGAAUGAAGAAAUAGUCCUGACUGUUCCUUUCGUUGCUUGGCUGUGAAUGAAUGUUUGGGAGACUAUUGAGUUGAGUUGUUGUUGGAGAGACCCUAGAACACUGAAACUGCAGGAGGAGGCUGUAUCUCGGAAAUUGCUGGAGGAGCUGCUGUGAAUUGCUGGAACCUUCAGUCAGCUGGAUAAUUGGCCAUUCUUACUGGUCUGUGACAGUGUGGUAAUAGCAAUUCUGGAAUCAUCCUUUCUGUCGCAAAGCUCUGUCCUGGCCAUGCAGUUUUAUCAUUUCUUGGCAAGCUAUCAAAAUGGGAAGUUUGUGCUUGCAUACUGCAAGUUUCCUUCAUUGAUUUAUUGGAACUUGCAAAGGCAUUUCUGUCCAAGGUCAAAUAUCAGAGCCAAGUUCAAAAUCAAUUUCAAUUGAUAUUUUUGUUUAUCUUGUCCGGCUUCUGGUUCCAGGUGUUCUGCGCCAGGAUAUAUUGUGGAUCCUCUGCUUCCUUGGUUCCCUGUAGUGUCCUGUCUUUACAGAACCAACCUCUGCAAUUGCUUACCUGCUAUGCUUGUCAUGGGAUUACGUCUGCUGUAGGUUUCUUCUGCAGGAUCCAAUCCCAGAUUUUCUCUGCUUCUCUGCCCAGAAUUUCUGUCCAGAUACUCUCCUGCUUUCUCUGGUCGAAUGUAGCAGCUCAAAGUUCAUGCUUCCUGGUUUUCACUGCAAUAGAAUCCUGCCUUCCUUCUACUGCAGUCUGUUCCAGAUUUUAUUCUUCUGCAGUGCUCCAGUCUGCAUGACUGAAUUUAUUCUUCUGCUGCCUUCCCUCUACUGCUUGCUGGGUUCUACCAUGGAGAUUUAUUUUUGCUGUGUUCCUCUUGUGCUGUCUUUUCUGGAGCUGAAAUCUGCACAACAAAGCUGUCUGUGCAGUUCUCGGAAGAAGCAAGCACUACCAGUCUGUCUGCUACUUUGCCUUUACCGAUUGUGCAACAGUGCAGCCAUUUGGGUGAAAUCCUGCCAAUGUCCAAGCUGCCCAGGAUUAGCAGCAUUGGUCACCUCAUCCUUGCAGUUCUAGUUUUUUUUCCCAGGUGCAACAAUUAGAUAAAAGCAGGCCUUGCUCUGCAGAUUUUCAGUCAGAAGCAGUUCUUGCCCAGGCCAUUCCAGAAUUUUUCCAGGUGCAGAAGUCGGGCAGAAGCUGAUCAAAUUAUGCAGAUUGCGUGCCGGGCUUCUUUCCCCUGUUCCAGCUGCUACUUCGGCCAACUGUGAGACUGCAAUUUUUUUUCUUUUUCUGGAUGUUUGUUGUUCCUCUUAAUCUUUAUCGUUAUAAGAACUUUCAUAGAUUUUCAAGAGAAGAUAAUGUAGCGUGUCUUAACUCUUCUUGUGGAGGCCUCAACUAGCCUAACUGCAAUUUUUUUUCUUUUUCUGGA
Molecule: messenger RNA, 7779 nt
Organism: Mangifera indica (mango)
Lineage: Eukaryota; Viridiplantae; Streptophyta; Magnoliopsida; Sapindales; Anacardiaceae
Exons: 11
Coding region: 137-5629 (1830 amino acids)
Molecular function (GO): ADP binding
Source: RefSeq, a predicted model, not a curated record